AAGCCCGCCCUUUCUGCCAGAAAUAAUGCCUGAUGAUGUAUAUAAAUUUCUCAUACAUACUCCGUCACGGUCCUAUAAGCCACUAUCAUUUCCAUUUAGGAAAAUGAGCAAAAAAAAUUGUUAUAUUUAUUUAUUUAAUCAUUUAAUGUAUUUUUCCUUUUUUUAUUCCUUUACAGAAGCUGACAAGGUUCUCAAAUUUCAAGGAAAUGACUCGACAAUUGAUCAUUUCCGACUGAUAUUAAAAGUUGAUGAUAGUUUAUUAGUCGGAGGAAGAAACGUUAUCUAUAAUCUAAGUAUCCAUGAUUUAACAGAGCAGAACCGAGUUCUUUGGCACUCCACAGAAGAUGAUAUAAAGAUGUGUCUAAUAAAGGGAAAAGAUGAGGAAUCAUGUCAGAAUUACAUUCGAAUUCUUACAAUCACAAACCCCGGAACGUUAUUGGCAUGUGGUACAAAUGCCUAUCGGCCAGUGUGUCAUUACUACAAUACAACGGGACUUAAAUAUGUGUUAGAGAAAAAUAAAGCUGGACAAGCAAUGUGUCCAUAUGGACCGAAGCAUAAUUCCACAUCAGUUUUUGUCGAUAACGAUCUUUACACCGGUACCGAUGCCGACUUUAGUGGCAACGACCCAAUUAUUUAUCGAGAGCCGCUUCAAACCGACCAGUUUGACAGUCUCAGUUUAAAUGCACCCAAUUUCGUGGGAUCAUUUACAUUCGGCGAUUUUGUUUAUUUCUUCUUCCGUGAAACAGCUGUUGAGUUCAUCAACUGUGGCAAGGUUGUAUAUAGUCGUAUUGCACGUGUAUGUAAAUGGGAUAAGGGUGGUCCACAUCGCUUCCGUAAUCGUUGGACGACAUUCCUUAAAUCACGCCUCAAUUGCUCCAUUCCUGGAGACUUUCCAUUCUAUUUUAAUGAGAUUCAGUCCAAUAGUGAUCUCGUCGAAGGCACUUACGGCAACACAAAUGCUCGAUUAAUCUACGGUGUCUUUACAACAUCACAUAAUGCGAUUGCUGGUUCCGCCAUCUGUGCAUUUUCACUGCAGGAAAUUUCUGAUACAUUUGAGGGCAAUUUUAAGGAACAGUCUAGUGCACAUUCUACAUGGAAACCAGUGGAUAAGUCAAAGAUUCCUGAACCCAGACCCGGCUCUUGUCAUAAUGAUACAAGAGUAUUACCCGAAGCAACUCUCUCAUUUAUCAAGACUCAUUCGUUGAUGGAUGAAAACGUACCAGCAUAUUUUGGACUUCCAAUUUUAACACGUGUCGGCACUCCGUAUCGCUUCACACAAAUUGCUGUCGAUCCACAAAUAAAAACGCCAGGAGGCAGAACGUAUGAUGUUAUAUUCGUCGGUACAGAUCAUGGAAAAGUGCUGAAAACAAUAAAUGCCGCAUCAGCAAAUGACUCAAGCAAAGUGUCAUCCGUGGUUAUUGAGGAAAUUGAUGUCCUUUCUAAACCCGAACCAAUUAGAAAUUUGAAAAUUGUUCGAACUAUGCAAUAUGAACAACCAAAGGACGGUAAUUAUGAUGAUGGACAAUUGAUUAUUGUAACCGACAGUCAGAUCAUUUCUAUACCAUUACAUCGAUGUAAUAGUGAAAAGAUUAAUAGUUGCAGCGACUGCGUUGAGCUGCAAGAUCCAUACUGCGCCUGGGACAAGAUUGCUGGAAAAUGUCGUUCGCAUGGUGCACCACGAUGGCUAGACGAAACAUAUUUCUACUCAGAAGUAUCAACCGGCAAACAUUCAGCAUGUCCAUCAGGAAAGACAUCAAACAAGGAUCCAAAUGUUGAAUCCAAAGGUUAUCGUGAUGAUUUUGACAUGCGAAUGGGUAAGGACGGUGAAUUAAGCGGAACAAUGCAAGAUAAAAGCUAUGAUGGUAUGAAUGGACCACAAAUCCGAGCGGAUGCUAUUAAUGCACAAUACACUGUUGAAACUGUUGUCAUGGCUGUACUAGCUGCUGCCAUUUUUGCACUACUUGUUGGCUUUAUCACUGGAUAUUUCUGCGGAAGACGAUGUCAUAAGGAUGAGGAUGAUAAUUUGCCAUAUCCAGAUACCGAAUACGAGUACUUUGAACAACGAUCUAAUCUUAAUCGCCUACAAACCGAACCCAAAUUGUUACCACAAGUUGAAGAAGUUACAUAUGCCGAACCCGUUUUAUUACCCCAACCCCCAAAUCCAAAUAAAAUUCAUCAACCACCGAUGGGCUCACCAAAGAGCACAUUAAGGAAACCCAUGAUGCCACAUCAUCAUGGUGGAGUCAAUUCAGAAACUUUAUUCCAGUUCCAACCAGAUGGAUAUAAUCCACCACGCGAUGGUUUUCGCGGACGUGAUAAUUUCGGAACACUAAGAUCCCAACAGGGCGACAUCUACAGACGUGACGGUUUCUCAACGACGAGAAGCGUCAAGAAAGUAUAUCUAUGA
Molecule: messenger RNA, 2407 nt
Organism: Chironomus riparius
Lineage: Eukaryota; Metazoa; Arthropoda; Insecta; Diptera; Chironomidae
Source: the annotation of a GenBank genome assembly